Messenger RNA from Vitis riparia (riverbank grape), 1686 nucleotides. Its product is annotated as protein REVEILLE 6. NCBI's taxonomy places the organism in Eukaryota, Viridiplantae, Streptophyta, Magnoliopsida, Vitales, Vitaceae. Gene Ontology annotation, molecular function: DNA binding. Bases 145 to 1158 code for a protein of 337 amino acids. The transcript has 9 exons. The record is from RefSeq and is a predicted model, not a curated record.
UGCGCAGUUGGACUUGGCCGAUGUUGGGCAAAACGCUGCGUUUCGGAGAUUUAUCGAGAUGGAGUUGAAUCCAAACUGGAGAUGAACGGAACCACAAAAAAUUCAGUGAGUGAGCUUCAACCCUAAGCAUCGUCUUCAACCCGCAUGGUCUCUGUCAUUCCCAGCCCUUCCUCUGAAGCCUUCUACUUCGAUCCCGCUUCAAUGGCUCUGCCCGGACUCGGACCCUUCGCCACCACCGCCGCCGCUGCCGCUGCUGCAACCACCUCGUCUUUGGAGGAUCCGGCUAAGAAGAUCCGGAAGCCCUACACUAUUACCAAGUGCAGAGAGAAGUGGACCGAGCCCGAGCACGACAAGUUCCUCGAAGCUCUUCAGCUUUUUGACCGUGAUUGGAAAAAGAUUGAGGCAUUUGUUGGAUCAAAGACAGUUAUUCAGAUACGUAGUCAUGCACAGAAGUACUUUCUGAAGGUUCAGAAGAAUGGAAUAAAUGAACAUCUACCUCCCCCCCGGCCAAAAAGAAAAGCAGCACAUCCAUAUCCUCACAAAGCCUCCAAAAAUGCUCCAGUACUCUCACAAGGGACAGGGUCUUUCCAUUCUUCAGCUGCUCUACGUGAAACCGGAUAUGUUCUUAGGCCUGAUUCGUCAUCAAUUCUUAGGAACCCGAUCACUAGUGCUGCUGCAUCUUCCUGGACUAACAGCAAACCUGCACAAACAGUUGGUUUGUCACAUGUGGCAAAAGGUGAUAUGGGAUCUGCAGGGCCAACAGUGCCUAAUAAUUGUUGCAGUAGCACUGAGAGCACUCCAAGAGGAAGGACAACUGUUGAAGCAUCUGAGCAAGGGAAUCAUGUCCAUACAUUGAGAGUUCUGCCUGACUUUGUUCAGGUAUACAGAUUCAUUGGCAGUGUUUUUGACCCUAAUUCUACUGGCCAUUUACAGAAACUAAAAAAGAUGGAUCCAAUAGAUGUUGAAACAGUGUUGCUGUUGAUGAGAAACCUCUCCAUCAAUUUGACCAGCCCUGAUUUUGAGGAUCAUAGAAAAUUGCUUUCAACCUAUGAGAUCGACUCAGAGACAACUAACCAUGGUGUUGAGAGUAAUAAAAUCCUUCAGGAUGACCAAACCAAGGACAGAGCUCAACUUGGGACCAAAGACAAAGAUGAAUGAGAGCUUCAAUUGCAACCAAGCACCGGCAAAGCUUUUUACCUUCCCAUUCUGGUGCUAUUACUUCCUGUCAUAAUGCCAUCAGCUGCAGAGUUUCUCAGUGCAUUUUCACCAUGUUGGUGUCAUGUAUAUACUGAAAAAGGAAACAAAACAAUGUAGCGCGGGAAUGUAAAGCCGUUUCAAGUUUUUUAAUGAAAGCUUAUUCUGUAGAGUUGGCUGAAGCUAAUCCUGUAGAGUUGGGCUCCUGUAUAUUCAAGUUUUGGGUGAAGUGUUUUGGUUCUGGGUUUCUGUAAUAUAGUUUCCAUAUAUUGUGCUACUGUAGAAUCUUGUCUGAAAGCUGACACAUGUGUAUCUUAGGAUAUUAGCUGACCUUGAGUUUGGUUAGGACUUAGGAGGAAGAGGUAUACCGCAUCUCUCCAUGGAAAAUGUGUUUGUGCUUUGCCUUUUGAGUGUUGAGAACGUAUUAUAUUACAAUGUUGAGUCAAUUUAUCAGCUUGUGCAGAAUAAAAAAUUAUGAAAAUAUUGCUUCAA